Molecule: messenger RNA, 3438 nt
Organism: Didymodactylos carnosus
Lineage: Eukaryota; Metazoa; Rotifera; Eurotatoria; Philodinida; Philodinidae
Source: the annotation of a GenBank genome assembly
AUGACAAAAGCCAAAUUAGUGGGCGAAGCAGCUGAUUGGUAUACAACUAAUAAAGCAAUAUUGACAAAUUGGAAAGAAUUAAAACCACAAAUGUUGGACCGUUUCAAACCGGUGGUUUCGGCAUCACAAUUAUUCGAUAAGUUGACUAAACGAAAACAAGGCCGGAUGAAUCAAUCAUUGCUUAUUAUGACAAUAUUAUCAAACAAUGUCGUGAAUAUGAUCCCUCAAUAUGAAUUGAAAAUACAAAUGAAACGACAAAUGAGAGCAUCGGACGAACAAACACCACGAAUAUUUUUGCAAAUAGCAAAAGCUGAGGCUGAAUUAUUAUUGGAAGAACAAGCACCAUCUGAAUCGAUACAUGCGUACUUUUCAUGGACUACCAUAUCCACAGUUACACGACCAUCGUUUCAAACACAACCACUGAGACCAUUUUCAUUUCGACCAUACGGAUCACGAGAGUAUUCGAAUCAAAACAUUCGGCAAUUAUCACGUUCACCGUUCAUUCGCACAAGAGAUAUAGUAAGAAACGAACAUCCACAAUCACAGCAAAACGUACCACGGUUAACAACAAAUAUACGAUCACAAGAACAACCGUCAUUAUUAUCACCACAGAUAAGAACAGAAAGACCUACGACACAACAACCAACACAAAGACUGAGGGCAGAUCGGAACACACAACUCCAAGAAUCCAAUCAAUACCGAUUUCAAAGAGGACCACAACAUCAUGCAUGCUUGUCCACAGGUUUUCGAAUAACUGGGGUAUUAGAUGGCGGUACUCCCAGUAAACAACAGCCAUCAAUAUCACCGACAUUAGCAUCGCCAACGUCGACAAGCCCCGUAGUCAUCCGAAUUCAAGUGAAUAAUAAGUCACAGUAUGCAAUCGUCGACACUGGUAGUCCAUUCACUAUAAUUCAUAAAAAUCUCCUGAAACGAAUUUACCAUAAAAAAUUCAUUUAUAAACAUACUUCGUAUUCAUCCGCCAGUUCAUCGUCUAUUAAUAUAAUCGGACAAGUCGAACUGGAGAUUAGAAUAAAUGGUGAAAAAACAUUUAUCACAGCCGAUGUUGCAUCGAACCUAGUCGUGGAAAUAUUACUCGGAAAAGAUUGGAUGACGAAAUAUAAGAUUGUAAUUGACAACGGAGAAAAACACGUGAUAAUGCCGAGGAAAAAUAAUCAAUCAGUUAGAACACCAUUUAUUGAACAACCUGAUAUCCAUUAUCCUGUAUAUUUAACAGAUCAGAUCACCAUACCACCAUUUUCAGAAAAAGUUAUCGAGGCAACAACACAAAUUAAUACUACGAAUAAUCUCGCGUUUGAACCGACAACAAACCUUCAUCGGAAAGGUCUAUUCACCGCCAGUGCAUUACUGAAUGUAAAAAAUCAUGCAACAAAAGUAUUAAUCAUCAAUGCAAAUAAUCGUCAAUUUACUUUAUCGAAACAUACAGAAUUGGGUACAAUAGCAUUUCAGACUGAACCAAUAAUUUGUCAUACAAUUGCAUGUAAACCAAUAAAAGGGAAUGUUCGUUUUCGCACGGACAAAUCCUGUGAAUCCCAAUCGAAAAUCCCAAUUCAUCAGUGUUAUGUAUGUGAGAAAAAUUUUCUAUCUAGAAAUGAUUUACAUGCACAUCUGCGUCAACAAUGUUAUCCAACACAAAUUCGUGAACAUAUUGAUACAAUGACAAAGCAUAUCGAAAACGAGGAUCAACGUGAACAAUUACAAGGUAUUCUAUGGAAAUACGGGCGCUUAUUUGACACACAACCAUCAGUGAUAAAUUACACUUUGGAAGGUGCCAUAAACACGGGUAAUCAUCCUCCUAUUCAUAUACCACCGUAUAGGCAAUCGGGAAAAGAUCAACAACAUAUACAAGAUGAAACGGAUAAAUUAUUGAAACAAGGUAUUAUCGAACCAUCGACAUCCCCGUGGUCCAGUCCAGUCGUAUUGGUAAAGAAAAAAGAUGGUUCGACACGUUUUUGCGUUGAUUAUCGUCGUAUAAAUGAAGUUACGACAAAAGACUCUUUUCCGUACCUAAAAUGGAUGAAAUUUUUGAUCAUACUCCCUCAAGGUUUCACUAACGGUCCACCGUCAUUUCAACGUAUCGUCAAUCAAGCUCUUGGUCCUGCCCGUUGGAAUAUUGCUGACCCAUUGUACAAAUAUGUACCAAAGAAAAAACAGGGAAGGCCAAAACAAACCUCGAUUACACUAUCGGAAAAAGAAUUAGCCGCCUUUCAUGAAUUAAAACACAUUUUAACAUCGGACCUUGUCCUUCGAUUACCAAACAAUCAGUUUCAAUACAAAAUUCAGAUAGAUGCAUCAAAAGUCGGUAUUGGUGCCGUGUUAUUACAGUCUAUCCAGAAGCAACGAUGGUGUACAUCAGAACAAGAAUGUUAUGCAAUUAUUUCAGCGAUCGAAAAAUGGCAUCAGUAUAUAGACGGUGUGGAUUUUGAAGUACAAACCGAUCAUAAACCAUUGAAAUUUCUGAACAAAAAAGCACAAGCCAAUGAUAAAUGUGAACGAUGGCGAUUGAAAUUUCAACAAUAUCCUAUGACAAUUACACAUAUUGAUGGACGUGGUAAUACUAUGCCAGACUAUUUAUCCCGUUCACCUGUUGAUGAUCCAGACGAUGAUCCCGAUGAUUAUGUACACCGAGUAUCAAUAUCGACUCAGACCGAAAAUAAUGAUUUAAGGAUGGUACAUAAAAAACCAAUUGUUACCGCAGUCAGUACCCGUCAGCAAGCGAAACAAAAGUUGAAAAACGAGAAAGAUGACGAGGAUGUUCGAACUUCGGACAACCUUGUAACGAAUUCAAAGAAAGAGGAUGUUUAUCUAAUGGACAAACCUCGUACGGAUCAAGAUAAGCAAGAAACAUUUGUCAAUAAUGAUGAGCAUCUCAUUCAUCCAUUCGAACGUAAUGAUAUUAGACAACAACAGCAGUCAGAUACAAAUACACAAGAAAUAAUCUAUAACAUAAAAAACAAAAAAUAUAAGAAUUACAUCAUUGAAGAUGGUUCAUUAAUGUGGAAACAACAUCCAGAACCGAUACCAGUCAUUCCUAAGCGUAAAAUACGAAAAAGUAUCAUGCAGAUAUAUCAUGACACUCGUGCCAAUGGCUCACAUGUCGGCCGUGAUCGUACAUUAAAGACAAUACGUGAACGUUAUUUUUGGUCGGGGAUGCACAGAGACAUACGAAAAUAUGUACGGUCAUGUUUCAAAUGCCGUCAAAAUAAUCACUGUCGAAGAAAACCAGAUGGACAUCUAAAAUCUAUUCCACCACCAAAGGGUGUAUUUGAAUUAUUGAGUAUGGAUUUCCAUGGUCCUAUCAUGCCGGUAUCAAAAAAUCAAAAUAAAUAUAUUAUUACCAUCACCGAUAAUUUGUUAUUGGUAAACCUGUACGUGAUUGUACAGCUGCAACAGCUGCGAGAUUCCUCCGUGAUGAAGUGA